AUGGCGCCCAAAAAUAUGUCCAAGAAUCAGAUGCGGCGGCUGAAGAAGAAGGAGCAGAAAAAGGCGCAGACCAGUGAGACUUCCGAAUCAGAGAAGCAGCCAGAGGAGGUACCAGAGCCAGUGCCUGCAGCAGCUCCUGCAACUACGACUGCCCAAGAAGAAGAAGACGAUCUACUCCAGCCCGAUGUUUCGAUACUCAAUAUCAGCGAAGAUGACCCGAACUUUGAGAUGUUCAAGGGGAUUAUGGAGAAGUUUCGCGCGAACACAGAGGAUGGCGAGGCUGCGAAGCCAGCAGAUGCAGACAAGGGCGAGGUGUUCUACGAUGGCGACGAUGAAAUUCCAGAUGAAGACGAGGAAGCGGAUAAGGAGAUGAAGCUGUCGAAGAAGAAGAGGAAGGAGAGAGAUAAGCUGUCGGUUGCUGAAUUAAAGGCGCUCGUGCAGAAGCCAGAGCUGGUAGAAUGGACCGAUACGUCUGCAUCCGAUCCUCGAUUACUCGUUCAGAUCAAAUCUUGCCGAAAUAUCGUUCCAGUACCAACACAUUGGUCACUGAAGCGCGAAUAUCUUUCCUCAAAACGAGGUGUCGAGAAGCCUCCUUUCGCAUUGCCUAAAUUCAUCCAGGAUACCGGAAUUGCCGAGAUGCGCGAUGCCGUAUUGGAGAAACAGAAUGAAGCGAGUCUGAAGCAGAAGCAAAGGGAAAGAGUUCAGCCAAAGAUGGGAAAGUUGGAUAUCGAUUAUCAAAAGCUGUAUGAAGCCUUCUUUCGGUUCCAAACGAAGCCGGAACUAACUCGCUACGGGGAGGUUUACUACGAAGGCAAGGAGUAUGAGACCAAUCUGAGGCAUUUACGUCCUGGCGAGCUGAGCGAAGAGUUGAAGGAGGCCUUAAACAUUCCCCCGGGAGCUCCCCCACCUUGGCUAAUCAAUCAACAAAGAUUCGGCCCCCCGCCUUCGUAUCCUUCUCUCAAGAUCCCGGGUCUCAAUGCGCCACCUCCACCGGGCGGUGCUUGGGGUUUCCAUCCUGGUGGAUAUGGCAAGCCUCCCGUUGACGAGUUCAAUCGGCCUCUUUACGGAGGAGACAUCUUUGGUGUCUUGCAACCUCAGGUCAACAAUCAAGCCGGAGAGCCUGUCGAGAGAACGCUUUGGGGAGAAUUGCAAGCACCUGAAGACGAGUCAGAAGACGAAGAGAGUGAAGACGAAGACGAAGAGGAUGAAGAGGACAUUGGUGCUGGCCUGCAAACACCUAGCGGCCUUGAGACUCCUGGUGGACUAGAGUCUGCAGUACCAUCUGAGUAUCCCGGCGAUGUUAACGUCACUGGAGACUUCGACGUCAGGAAAUCGAAACGAGGCACCGAUACAGAAGAGUCUUCUGCACCCCGAUCAGCCUACCAAGUCAUUCCAGAACGACAAAUCCGUGCCGAGGGGUUCUUUGGCGGCGAGCGUGCUUACGAUGUUAGAGGUGCUCAGGCACACUUACCAGUGCUGGGCCAAGACGACGAUAGUAGGAAGCGAAAGAAGCCGGGAGAUGUUGACGUGUCUCUUGAUCCAGAUUCCCUGCAGUCGGAGGAUGGUAUCAGUAAGGAGGAGGUCAAGCGGAGAUUCGAGGCACAGAAGAAGGAGGAGAAAGGGGCGUGGGACUUCGGCGAGGAUCUGAGUGAUAUGAUUGCAACGGAGAGUCGGAAGAGGCUGAAGCGGGACGAUGAGAAGAGAGGUGAUAAGCGUGAGAAGAGGCAGUACAAGUUCUAG
Messenger RNA from Drepanopeziza brunnea f. sp. 'multigermtubi' MB_m1, 1740 nucleotides. RefSeq lists its product as uncharacterized. Gene Ontology annotation, cellular component: nucleus. The record is from RefSeq and is a predicted model, not a curated record. Lineage: Eukaryota; Fungi; Ascomycota; Leotiomycetes; Helotiales; Drepanopezizaceae.